AUGUCCGUUUUUGAUGCCUUGAUUACGUCACUGGUGUUGCAUUAUUCUCAUCAUUCGGAUUGGAAUACCCUCCAACCCUAUCGAAUCAGCAAGACUUUUUAUCAGAGCUUUACAUCCGAAGAAUUUGCUCGAGAAUACGUACGGAAUGUAUUCUCACUCAAUGAUCGGCAAACUCUAAAAUUACACGAAAUGAUUCAAUAUGCCAAUCAGUUCUUUCGAAGCUUGGAAGAAUCAUCACCAAGUAAUGAAGAAAAACAUUCACUCAAAACUGUUGGCAUGCCAAAAAAGAAAAAGAGAAAACAAAACUUCUGUUCACAACAAACAUACACCUGUUGGUCCAUUUUGAAAACAUUUGUGAAAUUAUACAAUACGGAUCGUGUCAAGCAAAUGAAUCAUUUCAUGACCGAUUAUUCUUCCAUGGCAAAGAAAUGGCCAAGAACGAACAUUUGUUUACAAUUAGAUCUGACAACAGACAAGGCAACGAAUUGUCUUGAGAAAAUGCAAGAUUUACUCCAUCGAGAACAACAACAAGUGGAAUUAAUGACGAGAAUGCAAGAUUUUUUCACAAAUCCACAAACUAUUUGUUAUGACGAAAACAUUGAAGUUUCCUCAGAAUUGGUGAACAAACUUUUUGGAAAAUUGAAGGGUGUGUUUUUGACAAAUUUUGAAAACCGUGCCAAUGAGAGGAUGUUCUUGGAAUAUGUUGUGUUUUGUGAUUGUGGAUUUCCUUUAACCAUACUUACAGAGAGUUCUAAAAAAGUAGACACUUAUCGACGAAGUGUUAGAGGAAGUGAAUUAGUAUCCAUCAAUUCCAAAACAUUAUUUACCAAUAACAAAUAUUAUGAUGAACGUGGUGAACUCGAAACCGAAUUUUCAACCACAUACGACUUGAAAUUGCUCGACUUUGUCAAGACAGUCCUUCUCGAUACAAGUGAGAUGAGUCCAGAAGAUCAUCAAGUCUUUGAAUCAUCCUCAACGAUUGGCUUCAAGUAUGGUAUCAUUUUGUUAUUGAGCUCGUUUAUCAAUGUGGGUAUUUUGUUGCCGAUUGAGAUUGAUUUUCCAGAGGAGGGAAAUUUGCAACAAUUUCCGUAUUGUCUUGCUCCACAAAUGGAUGAGCUUAUGGAUGAUUUUAUUGAUGAUUCAGAGGUGAAUAAUGAAGAAAGAAAGUCCUGGCAAUAUUUUUAA
Naegleria fowleri is the source of this 1185-nucleotide messenger RNA. RefSeq lists its product as uncharacterized. The transcript has a single exon. The coding region runs from base 1 to 1185 and encodes 394 amino acids. The record is from RefSeq and is a predicted model, not a curated record. NCBI's taxonomy places the organism in Eukaryota, Heterolobosea, Eutetramitea, Acrasida, Naegleriidae.